AUGUUAGUUUUUGGUCGAACGGACAUCGAUGACGACGACAUUAUAUUGCCUUUACGACAAUGCUGUGUUAUUCGGCCGUCAACCCUCAACACCUUGUUACGAUUUUAUGCUGAGCCACAGUCCCUCACGAGGACCCUCCACGCGUCGUUAUCGAAGGAUCCAGUUGCGCCGAUUCUGGCAUACAAGCACUAUGUUGCCAUAGAGAGACGAUUAGGCAAAUUGAUGUCCUUCCUGUUGGAAUGUUUCAAGCAGAAACCAUUCGAACGAAUUGUGCUCACCGAAUAUCAUAACAAAAAAGUGGCUGAAGGAAAUGUCGAAGAAGAGGAGAAAAGCGAAGAAGACACUGGUGACAGGAAGGAAGAGAAAAGAACUCAAUAG
Messenger RNA from Cooperia oncophora, 378 nucleotides. The record is from the annotation of a GenBank genome assembly. Lineage: Eukaryota; Metazoa; Nematoda; Chromadorea; Rhabditida; Trichostrongylidae.